CUUUAUGUUUCUAAGAAAUACCCCAACGUGAACGUCCGUCCGGUUCCACCAUCUGUCCUGGGGAAACUCGGACUGACCCUAUCGCAGAGUUCCCAUAAAAUGCAAGCGAGAGCGCUUGGCUUUGUGGCUCAAGGGAUUUUUCUGGCUGGUAUGUGGGGUUUUUUUGUGUUUAACCGUAACUCCUUAUUAACCAAUGUCUCUUCUUUUUCUCUUCUAUACCUCACCCCGUGAUGGAUUUUGGUGUCUUGCUGAUGUGGUUUUCCCGGCCGGCUCAUCUCUGGCCUCAUCAUGACAACAGAGAAGAGUUUAGCGGCGGACGCCGAGAAUCCGGAGCAGCAGCAAGCGAAGGAGGAGGAGGGAGCUGCUGAAACACAGCAGCAAGAGGCUUCUUCGGAGGAAGCGGCUCAGCAGGCGUCGGAGGAGCAGACCCCAUCGGGGCAGAAGCAGAAGGCCUCCAACGGCGAUACACCCACGCACGAGGAGCAGGGCAAGAAGGAGCGCCGCACCUCGGAGGGCCGGGGCCUGUCCCGCCUGUUUUCAUCCUUUCUCAGGAGGCCCAAGUCUCAGGUUUCUGAAGAGGACAAAGACGCCGAUGGCCCUAAGGAGGGAGAAGGUGAGCAGAAAGAGCCUGGAUUAGGAGCCAGUCCUGACGAAGAGAUCCUGGUGAAGGCCCCAAUUGCAGCUCCCGAGCCUGAGCUCAAAACCGAUCCGUCGCUAGAUCUCCAUUCGUUAAGCAGUGCGGAAACGCAGCCUGCUCAGGAGGACAGGAGGGACGACCAGGACCCGGACAGCAGAGACCUCGAGGGCAAGGAAGAAGGUGGAGCGGAGGAGGAGUGCUCCAAGGCAGAGCCGAGGAAGGAGACUCCCGAGACAAAAGCAGACAAGGAUUCGAAAGCUACCCAGAGGGCAGUAAAAAGACACAGAAACAUGUACUGCAAAGUUGUCUUGCUGGAUGACACCAUUUUUGAGUGUUCCAUGGAUAAACAUGCCAAAGGGCAGGAUCUACUUAAAAAAGUCUGUGACCACCUCAAUCUCCUGGAAGAAGACUACUUUGGCUUGGCCGUAUGGGACACGCCGACCUGCAGGACGUGGCUGGAUCCUGCCAAAGAAAUAAAAAAGCAGGUUCAUGGAGGCCCCUGGGAUUUUACCUUCAACGUCAAGUUUUAUCCACCAGAUCCCGCCCAGCUGACCGAGGAUAUAACGAGGUAUUACUUGUGUCUUCAGCUUAGACAAGACAUCAUUACGGGGCGGCUGCCUUGUUCCUUUGCGACUUUGGCUCUGCUGGGGUCUUACACAGUCCAGUCCGAGCUGGGAGACUAUGAUCCAGAACUACACAGCGCAGAUUAUAUCACUGAAUUUAAAUUGGCCCCAAACCAGACUAAAGAGCUUGAGGAGAAGGUUAUGGAGCUUCAUAAAACGUACAGAUCCAUGACUCCAGCCCAAGCAGACCUGGAAUUUCUUGAGAAUGCAAAAAAGCUCUCUAUGUAUGGAGUUGACCUUCACCAAGCCAAGGACUUGGAAGGAGUGGAUAUCACUCUGGGAGUCUGUUCCAGUGGCCUUCUUGUUUACAAAGAUAAGCUGAGAAUCAACCGCUUCCCUUGGCCCAAAGUCCUGAAGAUUUCCUACAAACGCAGCAGCUUCUUUAUUAAGAUUCGGCCAGGGGAGCAAGAACAAUAUGAAAGUACAAUUGGGUUCAAGCUACCAAGCUAUCGGGCAGCAAAGAAGCUGUGGAAAGUGUGUGUUGAGCAUCACACAUUUUUCAGGCUGACGUCCACGGAGGCGAUCCCGAAGAGCAGGUUCCUGGCGCUGGGCUCCAAGUUCCGCUACAGCGGCCGGACGCAGGCGCAGACGAGGCAGGCGAGUGCCCUCAUCGACAGACCGGCUCCCAAGUUCGAACGGACGGCGAGUAAGCGGGCCUCCAGGAGCCUCGACGGAGCUAAACGUGAGCCUCAAAAAGUUGAGCCUAGAGCCAUAGAGGAAGAGAAGCAGGAGGAGGUGGUGGUUGAGGUUCCCGAAUCAAAACCCGUGGAUCAGUCCCGAGAGAAGCCAGCCAAACACGCUCCUGAAAAUUUUGAAAUGAAACCCAUUGCAGAGGAGGAAGAGGAGGAGGAGGAGAAGGUAGAGGUGGUUAAGGUUCCCGUUGCCAAGCCAACGUUACUGGAACCGUUGCAGAAGCAGUCAGCCGUGGCGGCGAUAACGCCCGAGAGGAGCCCCCGGCCCACCUCGGCCCCCGCCAUCGCCCCGAGCCACGGCCCCGACGCGGUGCCGGCCAAGCCCGACGCCAAGGAGGCUCCCGCCGCCCCCAGGGCCGAAAAGGAAGGGGCGAAAGCGGAAACGAAGCGCGAAGAGAUCCCGCCGGAGAAAGCCAAGCCGGAGCCGGCCGAGGCGGCCAAGGUGAGGAAAACGCACACUGAGGUCACAGUACCCCCUACGAAUGGUGACCAGCCCCAGCAGCAGCCUGCAGAGAAAGAGGAAGAGCUGAUAAGAAUGAGGAAGAAAAGAUCAAAGAGGCUAGAUGGUGAAAACAUUUAUAUCAGGCAUAGCAAUUUAAUGUUGGAGGAUCUAGAUAAGACCCAAGAAGAAAUAAAGAAGCAUCACGCCAACAUCAGCGAGCUGAAGAAGAACUUCAUGGAGUCCGUCCCCGAGCCGCGGCCGAGCGAAUGGGACAAGCGCUUGUCCGCCCACUCCCCCUUCCGCACCCUCAACGUCAACGGGCAGAUUCCCACGGGAGCGGAUGGAAGUAUGAGUGACUUUCUCUCCAAAGAGGAUGUGGCUGCAGUGCCAGAGAGGAAAAGUGUUAACCCUGCCUUUGAACGGGAGGGCCCCGAGCAGUCAGUAGCUUUUAGUGAGACCCAAAUGUCACCUGCCUCAGAGCCUGCUCCAAGUCGUGACUUUGGCGCGUCCUCCGUAAGCAGCGAGGAGGAGGAGGAGGCGGCUGCUUCCAGCCUCCGGGCCCCGGGCGGUUGCGCAGCUGCGGAAAAGCCGGCGGCCGCCUCGGCGCGAUGGGAGCCGGAGCCCCCGGUAACCCCCGCCGCCCCUCCGCUGCAGCCCGGGGCAAGCGAGGAGCUGGCGGAGGCUGGCGACGACAGAUUGGCGCGAGGAGCGUUUAGAAAGCUAAAAGGGGAGCGUCACGGCUCGAAGGUUAAUAACGGGCUGCCGGCAGUCAUUCGCUGCUUCCAGCCACCUCUAGUGAAGACACAGACAGUCACCAUCUCGGACGUGUCCAACGCUGUGAAAAGCGAAAUCCCAACAAAAGAAGUUCCCAUCGUUCACACGGAAACGAAGACCAUCACCUAUGAAGCUGCACAGACGGAUGGCGGCAACGGAGACCAAGAGCCCGGCAUCCUGCUGACUGCUCAGACCAUCACCUCCGAAACCACGAGCAGCACCACCACCACACAGAUCACCAAGACUGUAAAAGGUGGCAUUUCAGAGACGCGAAUUGAAAAGAGGAUUGUCAUCACAGGAGAUGUGGAUGUAGACCACGACCAGGUUCUAGCACAAGCCAUAAAAGCAGCAAAAGAGCAGCACCCGGACAUGUCGGUGACCAAAGUGGUCGUGCACCAGGAGACGGAGAUUGCCGAAGAGUAGCAAGGCUGUGCAGUGUUCCUUCCAGACAGAGCACGGGGGAAAAGAGACCCAGCAAAACUACAAAGAAACUACCUGGAGCACAGAGACCUCAGAUUUACCAGACUUACACUCAGAAACUGAACAUUCAUAUCAUUUAGUAGGAGUUGCGCUUUGACAUUUUACUUGGGAUUUUCCAGAAUCCAAUGGAUCCUAUUGGAUAUAGUUUUGUUUUGUUUUUUUCUUUUUAUAUUGUGACAACCAGUAUGCCAUAUUUCUAACUGUACUGAACAUUUUUUACAGGUUUCCAGUUUUGCAUUCCCUCUCACGCAAUAGCCUCUUCAGCUGCCAGCCCAACCACAACUCGCAGGGCUCAAAGGGUUGGGUUUUUUUUUUUUUUUAAGUUGAGUCUUUUCCCCAUCCGCCUCGUCAGGCCUAACGGAGAUAAGCCACACGAGUGCAUACUCUGAGAGCAGACUUUGUUUGCAAAAAGCUACCGCUGGGUCCUUCUGCCAGAAGAGACAGUUUUAAAAAGUCAGACUUCAGUUUGUGCAGCCUUUCAAAUCGCCCCUCGCUUUUUGGGAAGCUGGCGACGAUACCCCGGCGCGCAGAGCAGCGCUGCUGCCUUUAGUCUCCAUUUCCUCGCCGUCGUGGGCUUCGGACCGGCGCUGUUUGAACGCGGCAGGGUUGGGUGGUGUAAGCGUAUAUCCACAUCUUAAUAGUUGACUAGGUUUAAGGAAUACUGGAAGUUGCUUCGAGGAUCUGAUACUGUGAAUUGUAGAGCUUUGAGAGCUGCGCUAGGCCCCUCGCCUUUCUCCUGCGUAGCUCUGCCGAACGCUACCUGCCUGUUUGUGUUUUCUAGAUUAACUGCCAUUAAAUUAAAACGCCCUUAGAAGUGUGUGUUUAAGAUGCGUUGACUCUGAAUGCUAUUAAGGUAGGCUUAUGCAGCAUUCACAGUAACUGCUUUUUUUUUUUUUUCCCCUCUUUUCAGUGUCAUAGUUUUUCCACUUGUUUGUGUUCUUGAUUUUUAAAUAAGAUAUUUUAAGUCACUUUUUCCCCCCUCUCCUGCCAGUGCUAUUUAAAGUCGAACACAUUACUCACAUAUCAGGACAAAGGUGUUGCAUCCUACUAUGAUUUAGUUUAAAAUCCUUUAGACAAUCCUUCUUAGACCUGGAGGCUGGACAAGACGCUGUGGAAGGCGUUGGGUUUUGCUCGCUGUAAUGAAGCCAAGCCCUCUGGAAAGCAACCCGGCACACGCAAAAGCGUUGACCCCCUUCUCGUGCACCCAAUCGAGGGCCUGUACUUUGGCUUUGUGGCCACCAUGCUGGAAUGAAAUACCAGGUCUAGAGUGGUUGCAUCUUCUGGCUCAGCUUACAGACCACUUUAAAAACGUCUUUUUUUUUUUUUUUUUUUUUUUUUUUUAAAGCAGACAUAAUGUGUUUGUGGACACUCCAGUUGUCUCAAUUACACAAGUUUAUGGCCUCCUCUUGCAAUCGCUUCUGAAGCAUCCUUUAAGAGGCAUCUUCAGCUCGGCAGAGAGGCCCGUUCAGCUCCCCCGUUUUCCCCGUCUGUACGGUGCCCGGUGCCCGUCCUCCCCAGCGUCAGGGCCUGACUCCUGCCGCUGCUUUGGGAUUUCACGGAAGCGUUCUGCUCACGGCCUGGUUUCUCCUUCCAGCACGUUGGGAUUUUUUUUUUGUUAAAGAAAAAGCUUUGUUAAGAGUCUGCCCAGGCGCUUGUGAACACUUCAGUAGGACUUUGAGGUUGUGGUUGUGUUUGGUGUGGCACGCAGGUAGCUGAGGGCCCGGAGUGCUCUGCUGCCGCCCUUCCAUCAAGGGAGGGAAGCAAAUGGCAAUAAAAGAAGUUUUCUGCGAUUUUUAGAUUUGAAUAGUGUGUUUCAGAGGUCACCGGGUUUCGCUCAGGCUGCAGCGACUUGCUGUUUAGCUGAAAACAGUCUUUGACCUACGCUAUGGCUAGUGUCGCUUCUCGGAUUCAGGUGCAAUUUUAAUUAAGCUGUCUGGAGCUGCGUGCGUUUUGCUUUCCCUGAGCCUCGCUGGCCGCGGGGCCACGUCAGCACCCAGCCCUCCGGGGCCGGUGGCUCCUCUCCAGGCUGCUCCAGGGCUUGGUCCCUCCUGGAGAUGGUGCCGGCGGGUGCCAGCUCCUCGCGCGUGCACCCUCGGGGGCCUGGGCUGGUUCUCAGCAUCCCACUCCAUGGCUUUAGCGUAGAGAUUAAAUCUUCCUAUUUAUGUCUGAACAGCCCUUUCCUUCCUUGGGCAGAUCCUUUAGCGGGUGGCUGCCUCUGCUCGCUGUCUUUGUCCUCGUUGGGUAACGCUUGCCUUAACCGAGCACCACGCUGAGCAUCUCUCCAGGGAUGUCCCCUCGCUGGGGAAGCGGCUUUCUGCCGCUUGGUCCUUCCUUGUGUUCUCGCCCUGUAGCGGGUAAUUCAUCCAAAAAUGGGCACGCAGAGCCAUUUAAGAGGAUUUUUUUAGCUUUACCAGAAGAAAAACUAAUGCGAUAAAUUAAGUUUCUCCAUAGCACUUAAAGGCACUUGGCAGUCACGAGCCGUAGGGGAGCACGGCGCAAGGCUGUAGUGCAGUCCUGUGCGUGCAGUUAGGCAUCCCGGGGACCGAGCGCGUUGAAAAGAGCCAGACAUCCCGAGCAGCGGCUGCAGAAACACUCCGGGGCUCGGAAACCCGUUGGCCUGAGAGGUGGCUCCUUUCCAAGGGGACUGCGGGAGCCCCCCCUGCUUAAGGGGCCAUGGAAUAAAGUAACCUAAUAUAUAUAUAUAUAUAUAUAUAUAUAUUUUUUUUUUUUUUGGCUGGAUUUUGGGCAGCUCUCUCCAGGUUGUUCACUCACACUUCCCCUUGGUUACAUUUAAGUUCUUGCUUUUAUUUCAACCUCCCCAUCCCAUGGCUUUUCACAAUCCCGUUGUCUGAGCCCGCGGGGGAUUUCCAGCCCUCCGGAGCCUCUCCGGCAGCCAAGGCUGCAUACAUGGAGCCGGGAAAAACGCAGCGGCAGCCUGGGAAGAAGAUAGAGGAGCUCUCUGCAGCACCAGCCCCCAAAAAACCAUAAGUAGCUUCUCGCAUCUUCCCCCGGGGCCGCGGUGGGGCCGCCUGCGCCCUCCCUCCUGCCGCGGGGCUCUAGCAGACCCGGCUCUUGGCGCGUUACCUAUCGCUGGAGCCAAAGCAACUAUAUAAGGUCUAUUUAUAUGAAUGUUCCCAGCUCUUCCCAGUCCACAAAUUCACCUAGAGACUGUCUUGAUUGUAUAAUAUACAUUAUAUGGAAGCUAUUUAUAUAUGAAUGAAUGUUUUUAUAGAAAGGAAGGCAAGGAGCUCCUGACCUGUUCUCCAUUCACCUGUGACAGCAGCGCUGAACAGCGAUCGCUAAACACCACCGCUGCGUUAGCAAAGGACCGACUGGUUUCUGGGUUUAAUAAACUGUGGUUUGCUGAUUUCCUAAUUGUACAAUUUCCUUAAGAAUUGGUAGUGUCCCCAACCUUAGAGAUUAAACUUAUAAAAAAAAAAAAAAAGAAAAAAAACAAAAACAUUUUUUUAGUUGAGACUAUGAAGGAGCUUUGUAAAAUUUUUUAAGGCAAUUGUGAAUUGUCUAGGCUAGCUGUUUCCACUCUUUAUAAAAAUAGGAAUUUUUAAAAAGAAUCGGCAAAUCUUUAUAGACCGCGUAGUAAGUGGCGGGAGCUGUUAUUUUGGACUUUCAUAGUGAAUCAAAGGGAAAGUUGCUGUAGCGUUUAGGCAGACCUAAGUGUUCAGUAUUGCUUCUUGUAUUGCAUUUUUCCAAUAAACUUCCAAACAAAACCGUC
This is a messenger RNA of Dromaius novaehollandiae (emu), 7381 nucleotides long. RefSeq names its product erythrocyte membrane protein band 4.1 (gene EPB41). The record is from RefSeq and is a predicted model, not a curated record. The transcript has 24 exons. Gene Ontology annotation, biological process: cortical actin cytoskeleton organization. Gene Ontology annotation, molecular function: structural molecule activity; actin binding. NCBI's taxonomy places the organism in Eukaryota, Metazoa, Chordata, Aves, Casuariiformes, Dromaiidae. Gene Ontology annotation, cellular component: plasma membrane; cytoskeleton. Bases 289 to 3591 code for a protein of 1100 amino acids.